Molecule: messenger RNA, 2043 nt
Organism: Annulohypoxylon truncatum
Lineage: Eukaryota; Fungi; Ascomycota; Sordariomycetes; Xylariales; Hypoxylaceae
Product: pyrimidine utilization protein A
Exons: 2
Coding region: 397-1482 (361 amino acids)
Biological process (GO): alkanesulfonate catabolic process; uracil catabolic process
Molecular function (GO): alkanesulfonate monooxygenase activity
Source: RefSeq, a predicted model, not a curated record
ACUCAACCCCCUAAGCAAGAGGUUCACGGUGCAAUAUCUCAUAUCGCCUAGAUACGUCUACUACCCUUGCACGAUCGGGUAGAUAAUAAUUGACGAUCGUCUUACAUACAUAUCUCCUGUAUCUACGGUAGGUAUAGCGCAUGUGAACGUGAAUGUAACCCACAUCAACCGGCCAAGCUAAGAGCUCUUAUCUAUCACUCCGGACUUGAAGGGCGGGGUUAGCAAUGGAAUGCGCCGAAGAUCGCAAGAGUACGCGACUAUAUUCCCUACUAUACGGGUAGUGGCAGAGGCGAUGAGUGGCUUGGUCAACGUCUCACAAAGGAUAUACUCCUCAGUUCAUGCAACACUUACAAAUUAUAUAUCACCACUAGCAACUGAAAUAGGUAUACGGAAAACAUGUCGACUGUAGAUAUCGGCGUCUUCAUCCCCAUCGGCAACAAUGGCUGGCUCAUAUCCACGACGUCGCCCCAGUACAUGCCCAGCUUCGAGCUGAACAAGCAGAUCGUCCAGAAGGCGGAGGCGUACGGCUUCGACUUCGCGCUAUCUAUGAUCAAGCUCCGCGGCUUCGGCGGCAAGAGCGAGUUCUGGGACCACAAUCUGGAGUCCUUCACGCUCAUGUCCGCCCUCGCCGCCGUGACUUCCAAGAUCAAGCUAUUCGCCUCGGCCGCCAUACUCACGCUGCCCCCGGCGAUCGUCGCCCGCAUGGCCAGCACGGUCGACUCGGUGGCUCCCGGCCGGUUCGGCGUGAACAUCGUCACGGGGUGGCAGUCGGCCGAGUACUCGCAGAUGGGGCUGUGGCCGGGCGACGAGUACUUCGGGUACCGGUACGACUACGCGACGGAGUACGUGCAGGUGAUGCGCGAGCUGUGGGAGCGCGGGUCCUCGGACUUCAAGGGCGCGCAUUUCAAGAUGGACGACUGCAAGCUGUCGCCGCGGCCCCGCGACGGCGGCGGCGUCAAGAUCGUGGCGGCGGGCCAGUCCGGGCGAGGCGUCGAGUUCGCGUCGCAGCUGGCGGAUUAUAAUUUCGCGCUGGGCGCCGGGAUCAACACGCCGACGGCGUUCGGGCAGGCGACGGCGCGCCUCGUCGAGGCGGCGGUGAAGACGGGCCGCGACGUCGGCUCGUAUGUGCUGUUCAUGGUGAUCGCGGACGAGACGGACGAGAAGGCGAUGGCGAAGUGGAAGCUGUAUAAUGAGGGCGCGGACGCGGAGGCGCUGGCCUGGAUGAAGUCGCAGUCGUCGAAGGACGUCAAGGCCGACGCGCACUCGACGGCUAAGAGCCUGGAAUUGCCUGAGGGCGCGGUGAACCUCAACAUGGGCACGCUGAUAGGCAGCUACGCGACGGUGGCGCGCAUGCUGGACGAGGUGGCGGGCGUGGAGGGAACGAAGGGGAUCAUGCUUACGUUUGACGACUUCCUCGCGGGCGUGGAUGCGUUCGGCAAGGAGAUUCAGCCGCUGAUGAAGAGUAGGCAGGGCAGGGUGUAAGGGAGAGGUGAGAUGGGAUAUGAUUUAUGGGUGAUUCGGGCCGCGCGUGGUCGGCGGUGACUAGUCAAGUACCCGAGUAGGUUGGGUAUGUUGAUGAUAAUUUUAUUACAUUAAUUCUUCCCUAGCUUUCAGCAUUUCCAUCCGGAUGAAAAGAUCCCUUCGAACAAGUGAGUUGUAUGUGACUCUUGAAUGAGUAGGUACCUGAACACUUUCCGAUUAAGCCGACAUCUCCAAAACUUGUGCUGCUAUAGAAUUUGCCGCCCUUGGAAUUGUAGCUUGUGACUCUCUCGCAUUCUCUUAUGAGGAGUCGCAAUUUCUGUUACACGGCGUACUGUCUAGGUCGCCUUUCAUUUUAAAGUAGCAAUGGUUCGACACUCUGUGGAAAGCAUAGAUCAAAGCGUCCUGAGAAACUCCAAAGAUUCUCGAAUUUCGAGUUGUUUGCUUUUAGCGGUAUUUGCUUCUUCCUAGGUAGGAAUUAGAAAAACAAAGUUUCCGAGCUCCCUUAGUGCAGGUCCAGAAUUUCUCCACGGAACAGAGCCGAUCUACGUAGCCGCCCGAACG